AACAGUUUCAUCUUUACUUUUGACGCUUAACGUACGCAGUCUUCCAGUCUUUAACGUGUUCGAGUUUAAAUUCAGUUUUUUUAAUAAUUUAAAUUUUAAAUUAAAUUGUGCAGUGUUUUUUAUACAAAAGAAAAAACACGUUUCUAUAAACGUAAAUACAGAAAAUAAAUAAAAAUUAUUUAAAAAUCUAUGCAAAACAAAAAUAAUUUGCUAAAAUCAACACAGACAUUUAAUUGAUUGUAACACAAACUCAAAAAAUAACAGUAAACAACAAAAACACAAAAACACACAUAUUACCAAAAUGAAGAUCCCUACCAUGAUUACCGAAAUCGAAGAAGUACCUGCCAUUAUGGUGGGAGACUAUAAACUACAAUUUGAAUUGGGUGAACCCUGUGAACGUACCAAAGAAGUGGCUUUACGUGAACUACGGGAAACUCCCGAAAAUAUUCAAAAAGGCACAGCGGAACUUAAAAAAUUAUUGGAUGCUGAACCGGAUUUAAAAUGUCCCCGAGAUGAUUUGUUUUUAUUGAGAUUCUUAAGAGUUUGCAAAUUCUAUCCCGAAAGUGCUUUGAAAUUGAUCAAAAACUAUUAUUCAUUCAAAGUUAAACAUGCCGAUGUUUAUAAAGAUUUAAUACCCAGCAAUGAGAAGAAUGUCUUUGAUCAUAAUGUCAUUAUAGUAUUUCCCAAUAGAGAUCAAUUGGGACGUAGAGUAGCGGUAUUGGAAUUGGGAAAGAACUGGAAACACAAGAAAGUUUGCUUGGAUGAGGUCUUCAAGGCUGCCGUUUUAUUGGAAGCUGCCAUGUGGGAGCCUGAAACACAAAUUAAUGGUGUCGUAGUCAUCUUCGAUAUGGAUGGUUUGAGUUUACAACAGACUUGGCAAUUUACUCCAGCCUUUGCCAAACGUAUUGUGGACUGGUUGCAGGAUUCGGUACCUCUACGUAUCAAGGCCAUACACAUUGUCAAUCAACCCAAAAUCUUCAAUGUAGUAUUUUCUCUAUUCAAACCUUUCUUAAGAGAAAAAUUGCGUAAUCGUAUUAUUUUCCAUGGUACCGAUCGUGACUCGCUAUAUAAAUACAUGUCUCCCGAAUGUUUACCCGCCUGUUAUGGUGGUUCACGCAAAGAACCCCGCAUCGAUGGUAAUCAAUGGUAUAAGUUGUUGGUCCAGUGUGAAAAGGAAUACAAGGCCAUUAAUUCGUAUGGUUAUCAAAAGUAGAGUCAGAGAAGAUUUUUUGUAAAAAAUCGCACAUCCAUUAUAUUGCCGCAAAAUAACACCCAUCAUUUAUUGUUAACUAUUAGUUUUUAAGAAAUAUACUUGUUUUUGGAGAAUUUUAAAUCCGAACAAAAUUUCUGUUAUAGAACAAACUCUGGCCAGUUGUUCUUAAAGUAUGUACUUACUUUCCCUUUUAAUUUUUAAACAAAAUUUUCUUA
This is a messenger RNA of Lucilia sericata (common green bottle fly), 1428 nucleotides long. RefSeq names its product alpha-tocopherol transfer protein-like. Gene Ontology annotation, molecular function: phosphatidylinositol bisphosphate binding. NCBI's taxonomy places the organism in Eukaryota, Metazoa, Arthropoda, Insecta, Diptera, Calliphoridae. The record is from RefSeq and is a predicted model, not a curated record. Gene Ontology annotation, cellular component: membrane.